AACCAUGAAAUUCUUUAGCAAUACAGAAUUUACCGUUGCCUUUUUCCUUUACUCUUUUCUCCUUCUCUCGGCUUGCUCGGAUCAUGGAUUUAACUACGAUGAAGGAACCGGGAGGGGGCCGUCGUGUUGGGGCACGCUCAAACCGGAAUGGGGAACCUGCAGCGCCGGACGAGAACAAUCUCCUAUCGAUAUCGGAACAGUCCAAGUCAGUUCUCGGUUGGGAGACUUACAAAGGAACUAUACACCAGCCGAAGCUGUUUUGAGGAACAGGACCGAAGAUGUUGCGGUGGUGUUUUUAGGGCAUGCCGGAAGCAUUACCAUUAACGGAAUGGUCUAUAAAGUAGUUAAUUGUCACUGGCAUUCACCUUCAGAGCACACUUUGAAUGGAACUAGGUAUCCUUUGGAGGUUCACAUAGUUCAUCGUAGUGACGAAAAUAAAAUUGCAGUUGUGGGGAUUCUUUACCGUUAUAGCCUACUACUACCUGACCCUUUCAUUGCUAGCAUUUUCCCCGCCAUAUCAUUUCUUGGAAGGGAAGACAUACCUCUAGGGUUUAUUAAUCCGGAAACCAUUGGAUUUCCGGACUCGGGUUAUUAUCGAUACAACGGUUCACUUACGACUCCUCCGUGUUCCGAGAACGUGACUUGGACCGUUUUCAAAGAGGUCAAGAAGGUCACCUGGUUUGAAGUUGGAGCAUUAAGGAGAGUACUUCCUCCUCAAAACAGGGACAAUUCAAGGCCAACUCAACCUCUGAACGACAGAAGUGUGUUACUCCAUCCAAGGACGAGUUUAACUUGAAAACAUAUGAACCAUGUCUAACCUUUAACACUCUAUGGCAUAAGGGUGUAUAUUUUAUGCUUAAAAUACAUUAUUGUACCAAAUAAUUGUUGUCCCACUUUAUAUAUAUAAAUCCUAAAC
Messenger RNA from Hibiscus syriacus, 916 nucleotides. RefSeq names its product alpha carbonic anhydrase 7-like. Lineage: Eukaryota; Viridiplantae; Streptophyta; Magnoliopsida; Malvales; Malvaceae. The transcript has 7 exons. The record is from RefSeq and is a predicted model, not a curated record. Gene Ontology annotation, molecular function: carbonate dehydratase activity; zinc ion binding. The coding region runs from base 5 to 796 and encodes 263 amino acids.